CCCGCUGUUAAUUAUCCAAACACGUGUGGUUCGCAACAAAUAAACAAAAAUUUAACUAAAUUGGCGAAUUGAGAUUGUUUAAAGGAUGAAUAACAAUUUAUUUGAGGGCUCCGAUGAUGAAGGAGCUGAUCUACAGUUGACUACUAACAAAGACUAUGCCAAGUCCUAUAACAUUUUGCGCAAAAAGGAGUUGCUGCAAAAAUACAAGGAUCGGGGUUUGGAUGUAUCUGAGUCGGAAUUGGACAGCGAUAGCAGUGAUUCAUCAGACGAAGAUAACGAAGAUGUGAAAUUUGAUCAGGAAUUUUUCAAAACUCUGUCUUCGCUGAAGAGCAAGGAUCCCAAAAUUUAUGACAAGGAGACGAAAUUCUUCAACGAUGAGGAUGGAGAUGACGAUGAGGAGGAUGCUGAUGAAGAAGACGACGUUUCGGGCAAGAAGAAAGUUAAGAAAUCAAAGCCGGUUACGCUUAAGGACUAUGAGCGAAAGGUGAUACUUGAGAAUAAUGGUCGAUUCGAGGAGGAUGACGAAGACGAGAAUGUCGGGGAUCAGGACCAAGAGGAGCGACGACCAUUGUCGCCAUCGGCUGUUGAAGAGGAGCGCCAGUUGAAGAAUGCCUUCAAAGAGGUUCUCGCCGACGACGAUGAAAGCGAUGAAGAAUUUGGACGCAUUUUCAAGAAACGUGAUAAAUCGAAAGCAGAAGCAGAGAAGGAGGAUAAAGAUUUCGCCUCCUGGCUGGCUGGCAAACAGGCAGAUCUGCAGGAGCAAGAUAAAGAGCAAUUGGAGCCAUUGAAAAACUACUGGAGCAGCAAGAAACUGACACAGGGAGAAAGUUUCCUGCGAGAUUAUAUUUUAAACAAGGGCUACGCCAAGGCAAAUGCCUCCGAGAUACCCACCUAUGAUGAGAUUGUUGGAGAAUCUACACCUCCUCGCUCCUUUUCCGAUGCCGAAGAUGAGCAGGAGUUGAGCAAGCAGGCAGAGUUCGAGCAUAAAUAUAAUUUUCGUUUCGAGGAGCCAGAUGCGGAGUUUGUCAAGCGUUAUCCGCGUACAAUAGAGCAAUCCCUGCGUCGGACUGAUGACAAGCGCAAAGAGAAACGUCGCGAGCUGAAGGAACGCAAAGAGCAGGAGAAGCAUACGAAAAUGAAGGAAUUAGAAAUCAUCAAGGAGAUGAAACGCAAAGAGAUUGAUGAGAAAAUACGUAAACUGAAAGCGGUCACCGGUAACGAUGAGUUGGGCUUCAAGGAUGAGGAGCUAGAGGAAGACUUUGAUCCGCAGGAGCAUGACCGUCGUAUGCAAGAGAUGUUCAACGAUGAGUACUAUGAUGUGGAUGAGGGUGAGGAGAAGCCCGAAUGUCCUUCCGAUAUUGAAGAGUUGGCCAUAGAAGAUUGGGAUAACUACGAUCCCAAGAGAUCAACGGAUGACGGUGAUGGCGAUGCCCACUGUGAGGAUGAGGACUUUAAUAUGGAUUGUGAUUAUGAUCCCAUGUCGGCCAAGGACAAAUUGCAGCAGGAACUCAUUGAGAGCAGUCGGAAACGCCGCAAGGGACGAAGGAAUCGCUUCCGGGAAAUGAUACAGGCCGACAAGCCAGCCUUCAAGCCCGAAGAUGAGAAAACCUAUGGCGAGUAUAUCGAUGAAUAUUAUCAAUUGGAUUGUGAGGACAUCAUUGGAGAUCAGCCUUGUCGCUUCAAGUAUGUGGAGACAACGCCAAAUGAUUUUGGCUUGACCAUUGAAGAGAUCCUACUGGCCAAAAACAAGGAGCUAAAUCAAUGGGCUAGCUUAAAGAAAGCUGUGCAAUUGCGUCCCGAACAUGUGGAAAAGAAGGAGCAACGCCUCUACAAAAUGAAGGCCAAAAAUGAAGAGCUCAAGAGGAAAAUCUUCAAGAGUUUAUACGGCGAUAGCUCGGAUGAGGAAGAAAAAGCUGAGGAGGUACCCCAACCACAGGCCCAGCAGAUAGAGACACCAACUGAACCAACUGUAACGGAGAACAUUUCCAAAUCCAAGCGAAAGCGUUUAAAACGUAAGGCCGCUGCCCAGGAAAAGGUUAAUAAUAAUAAGAAACCCAAGGAGAACGAUGAAACGUCCACAAAUGGUGAGACGAAAACUGAACAGACCACGGAAUCCCCGGCAAAGUCCCCGUCAAAGUUAGAGAUCUCCAAACCCAUUGAAGCCCCCAAAUCCAAGCCAACAAAGAGUGAAAAGAAAGUGGAAACGAAACCGGGAAAGAUUCGUCCUCCUCCUACUUCUUCUAAUCCCAAAAAUGCAAAAACAAAUGGUGUCAAUCCCUUCAAGAAGGCCACCUCAGCAGGAGUAGCUGGUAGAAUGCCAUUGAAAAAGGAUCAACAAUUCAAAGCAAAGAAUAAAUUCCGUAAUCAAAAGAACAACAACAACAACCAGCGAAGAGAAGCAGGAGGAGCCGUUACAGAUGAUCGUCUUAAGGCCUACGGCAUAAAUCCACGGAAAUUCCACAAACGUGAGAAAUAUGGAAAGAAGGCCAAUUAACAAGCACAAACAGAGCCGUAAGUAUAUACAUAUAGAUCUAUAUUUAAUUAAAACAUUGUAUAAUAAAAUGUUAAACAUGUAGAAAAAUCA
Molecule: messenger RNA, 2584 nt
Organism: Drosophila willistoni
Lineage: Eukaryota; Metazoa; Arthropoda; Insecta; Diptera; Drosophilidae
Product: protein KRI1 homolog
Exons: 4
Coding region: 86-2494 (802 amino acids)
Biological process (GO): endonucleolytic cleavage in ITS1 to separate SSU-rRNA from 5.8S rRNA and LSU-rRNA from tricistronic rRNA transcript (SSU-rRNA, 5.8S rRNA, LSU-rRNA)
Cellular component (GO): nucleolus; 90S preribosome
Source: RefSeq, a predicted model, not a curated record